This is a messenger RNA of Caenorhabditis elegans, 349 nucleotides long. Lineage: Eukaryota; Metazoa; Nematoda; Chromadorea; Rhabditida; Rhabditidae. The record is from the annotation of a RefSeq genome assembly.
GCAAAUCAAAAAACCGCGACAAAACAGCACUCAACCGCCAACUGGGAGGAGGAAAAUCCGAAAAAUGAUUUUAUACUCCAAUUAUUCGUCUUUUGGAUACGUGAUGGCUGAUGUUUGGAAUCGUUUAUCGACUCAUCGUUUAACGGGAAGCGCCUUGAAACCGCAUAAAUCGCUGCUGGAAUGCAAUUAACCUUGGUACUUUUCGAUUCAUUAUCCAGGUAACAGUGGAUGGCAAUACUUCAGUAUGAAGCAAGUGUACAAUAUUCAUAAUAUGAAUCAACCCGAUUGCGAAUGGAUCGCGCUGCCACCGCCGCUGCCACAUAAAGACGCCCGAAUAGAACUCGUAUAA